Molecule: messenger RNA, 219 nt
Organism: Dentiscutata erythropus
Lineage: Eukaryota; Fungi; Glomeromycota; Glomeromycetes; Diversisporales; Gigasporaceae
Source: the annotation of a GenBank genome assembly
GUACGAGCAUUGUGCCCAGAUUGCCAACAAAUAGCACAAUGCUUUACUUUAUGUUCUGCUAACUCAAAACUGGAGGGAUUUCUCCUAGUUGAGUUGGUUUGUUGUCGAUUAGAAGCACCAGGAGGAUGUCCUUUGGUACAGGAGCUGGUAGGUUUUCAGAAAUCUACUAAUGCUCAUGGACAUCAUCAAGCAUUAGACUCUGAUUCUCCCCGAAGUGUU